GAAGGCCAGGCUUCCGCUGUCUCUGUCCCUAGGUCCUGUCUCUUGUCACAGGCUGGGGCUUGAGCGGAAGGAAUGACACAAAAGCUCGAAGGUGUCAAAAGCCCAGGCUGAGGCCUUAGCGGCCCCAGAUGUGGGCACUGGGACACCGAGCCAGUUAUUUUGGGGAAGCUGGAACCCUCAUUUCUCCUACUCGGCACCUCUAUAGUAGGUCUUCAGAACGGUCAGGAGCUUGCCUGGGUUUGAAUGGCAGCUUCACGACCAACAGCUGUGCUGUCAUGAGCAAGUUACUUAACGUCUCUGAACCUUAGGUAAAACGGAGGUGUGGUGAGGAUUUUAAUAUGGAAAGCACUCAGAAGAGUGCCGGGCAGGUAUUGAUAUACGAGCUGACAUUCCUCCAGGGUGGUUAAUGGUAGGACACGGGUAGGGGCUAUUUUGAGAAUGGAAUCGCAGAGCCAUCAUUUCCAAUGCCUUCAGUGAAGGAGCUGUUUCUUCCCUUGGAGAUAUUCAGAUUCAGCCUGUGGGGCAAGUUGUGGGAGGCAGUUACCAUAGAUCAGACAGCGGUGGAGACGCACAAGACAGGCCAAGCCGGGGCUCUGGUUCCCUCCAGGACAUCCUGCUUCAGAGGGUGGGGGGUGUACCCCUUUCAUCUCCAGCCCAUCCAAGCUUAAGUGGGCGCCUUCCUGCCCCAGGGGCGCCCAUACCUGGUCUCCGGCCUUCAAAGCUCUCCCAGCAGCUUCUGCACCUCCACAGUUUCCUUUCCCACGAGGCCCCCCACCCACCCCAAUCCUGCCAGCCCCUGGCAGAAGCCCAGUUUGGAGCCUUUGAUCCAGGCUUCAUGGCCAAGGGGCUGGAGGGGAGGGCAGAAGAGCCUCCUUUACCUGGGCAAACUGCUCAGGGAGUCCUGAGCGCCAGCCUGUGAGACUUGGCCCCAUGCCGGCCUCCUGGCAGCUGGUGGAGGGCGGGGCCCUGCUCCCACAUCGCCUCAUGAGGCCCAGCCAAUAGGAGGCCGCGGUCUGAUGCGCUGCCGCACAGGGUCACUCGCAGUCAAAUCGGGUUCCUAGGCGGGCAUUGCUGUUCAGCUAGCUGUCUGCCUAAGAGGAUGGAGUGUUUGGGGAAGGCUGAGGAGGAGCCCUGUUCUCUGAGGAGACGAUGUGACGGGGUGGAAGGAGGAGGAGGGCCAGCAAGGCCUCCCUGUGAGAGGGAGACCUGAGGACUUUUGCUUGGAUCAUCUUUUCCACUCCCCUGGCCAUCAUUGCCUACUUCCUCAUCUGGUUCGUGCCUGACUUCCCACUAGGGAUGGAAAGGUCGCAUGGGUUCCUUUGGUACCUGCUUUUCUACUGCCUCUUUGAGACACUGGUCACGUGUUUCCACGUUCCCUACUCAGCCCUCACCAUGUUCAUCAGCACAGAUCAGAGUGAGAGAGACUCCGCCACGGCCUACAGGAUGACUGUGGAGGUGCUGGGUACAGUGAUAGGCACGGCGAUCCAAGGGCAAAUUGUGGGCCAAGCCAAAGCCCCUUGUCUCCAGGACCAGAACGACUCUGCAGUGGCCUUAGAAGCUGUCAAUCGCACACAGAGCACCGGCUCCCUCAAAGAAACGCAAAAUGCAUACCUGCUGGCAGCAGGGAUCAUUGCCUCCAUCUACGUCAUCUGCGCCGUCAUUCUGGUUCUAGGCGUGCGGGAGCAGAGAGAGCCUUAUGAGGCCCAGCAGGCCGAGUCGAUGCCCUUCUUUCAGGGCCUCCGGCUGGUCAUGAGUCAUGGCCCCUAUGUCAAGCUCAUUGCGGGCUUUCUUUUCACCUCCCUGGCAUUCAUGCUGGUGGAGGGCAACUUUGCCUUGUUCUGCACCUAUACCUUGGGCUUCCGAAAUGAGUUCCAGAACCUCCUCCUGGCCAUCAUGCUCUCGGCCACAUUCACCAUUCCCAUCUGGCAGUGGUUCCUAACCCGGUUUGGCAAGAAGACAGCUGUCUAUGUUGGGAUCUCAUCGGCAGUUCCUUUUCUCAUCUUGGUGGCCCUUAUGGAAAGCAAUCUAAUCGUCACUUACGUGGUGGCCAUAGCAGCUGGUGUCAGCGUAGCAGCUGCCUUCCUGCUACCCUGGUCUAUGCUGCCUGACGUCAUCGAUGACUUCCACCUGAAGCACCCUCACUCCCCUGGCACCGAGCCCAUCUUCUUUUCCUUCUAUGUCUUCUUCACCAAGUUCGCCUCUGGAGUCUCUCUUGGUGUCUCUACCCUCAGUCUUGACUUUGCCAAGUACAAGAAGCAGGGCUGCUCCCAGCCAGAACAGGUCAAGUUUACACUCAAUAUGCUGGUGACGAUGGCUCCCAUCAUCCUCAUCCUCCUGGGCUUGCUGCUCUUCAAGAUGUACCCCAUUGAUGAGGAGAAACGGCGACAGAAUAAGAAAGCUCUACAGGCUCUACGAGACGAAGCCAGCAGCUCAGGUUGCUCUGACACAGACUCCACAGAGCUGGCCAGCAUUCUCUAGGACCUGCCACACCUCACCUGAAGCUACUACACAAAGGACCCGAGGCACCAGGCAGCAUGCGGCACGGGAUCUUUUUGUCCUCACACUGAGCAGCUGUUCUUCCUGUGUCAAGACAGGGACCAAGGACUGGAUGGAGGGUGAGCGGUCCAGGACAUCUGUGCUCACUGCAGGGCUGGUCGCUCUGUGACCUCCUCACCGCCUGCCCACAGGGCCAAGCCCGAGGGCUGCAACUGUGAAUAUGUCAAGGACUGACUGGGCCUAGCUCAGAACACUAAUGUAGAAACGUUUUAUACAGAGACUAAUUAAUAACUUAAUGACUUAUGUACAUAGUGAUGUGUGUAUGUAUAUGUCUGUGAGCUAUUAAUGUUAUUAAUUUUCAUAAAAACUGGACAACAAAGCUGCCUGCUUCCAGCUCCGUUCUUAGCCAUCCAUGGAGCCCUUUGUUGUGACCCAGAUAGUCCAUGGGCUCACAGAGCCACAGGUGCCAGGGAAAUAGGACAGUGCGCUGAGGGCAUGACAGGAGCCUUGACUGACAUUUACUCUGUGCCUUAUGCUGGCUUGGCACACAGUUCAUUGUGAUCUCAGUGGACCUGUGGAGCCUUUGUGUCAUGGCAGGAUUUGUCCCUGUCUUAAAGAUAAAAGAUGAAAACCCAAGCUCUAGCAUCGAAAGGGAUGUGGCUAAAGUCACAUGGCAAAGAAUGCUGUCAAUGGUGCUCAGUGUCAUCUCUGGGAGCCUCUUAGCCAUGUAGCCACGGCUCCCCGUGUCCCCAUGUGUGAAAAAUCACAUGUGUGUUCGUCAUCACGCGUAUACCUGAGGCUGUGGGGCUAGGUGUAUUGGUUGUGGGUCUGUAGUGUCCCUGGAGACUUCCCAUAACUGUUGUCAGUAAUGUUGAAGGUGGAGACUGUUUGUGUCCAGGUGUGGUUGUUGGGUAGUGGUGAGUCUGGUCGGGGGAGGCCUAGUUAAAGUCCCAUUCCUGCAGUGUAACAUUCCCACUGUAGCCAAUCCGAGUUACUCUUGCUUGUACCAUCUUGUAAGUACCUGAGAAAUUAAUAGUUGGCUCUUACAAGUCUGCAAGGGUCACCCUACCAUACCACUGGGUUGCACACACCCAAGUCAAGCUCUGAAAACACGGGAGAAAAGCUGACAGGACCAGGAGUGACCCUGAGGGAAGUGUUGGGAUUGAUUUGUCCUUGAAUUUGGGGUCUGUGGUUAUGGAUAAACAUGAUAAUUUUCAUAAA
Molecule: messenger RNA, 3717 nt
Organism: Arvicola amphibius (Eurasian water vole)
Lineage: Eukaryota; Metazoa; Chordata; Mammalia; Rodentia; Cricetidae
Gene: Mfsd2a
Product: major facilitator superfamily domain containing 2A
Exons: 12
Coding region: 1297-2478 (393 amino acids)
Biological process (GO): carbohydrate transport
Cellular component (GO): membrane
Molecular function (GO): lysophospholipid:sodium symporter activity
Source: RefSeq, a predicted model, not a curated record